AAUUAAAGCUUUCCCUUUCUUGCAAAAAUACCGUCUUUCCCCAAAUGCCACUAUCUUCAAUCAUUACUCCCUUCUAUUUUUCACAUCUCGAUUACUAUAUCCCAAAAUCUCACACACAAAUAUGGCCAAUGUCCCUCUUCUUCUUCUUGUUGCCCCUCUUCUUGGAAAGAAAAUCUCAUCAACAUCAUCUCUUCAUCUUUUAGGGUAAUUAUAUUUCUCUCUUUAUCAUUCAACAAAACUCAGACUCUUUCAAGAUUUCUAGUUCUAACUAGUACUCAAUUCACUUCACUUCAGUUCGAUUCAGUUCAGCUCAGCUUGAUUUUAUUCUCUCUCUUACUUAAUAAACUCAAUCACUUUUUAAGAUUUUUCGCUUUAGUAAUCAAUCCAGCUGAGUUCAACUUAAUUUUUUUCUAUCUUUUGCUUAACAAACUCAAACUCUUUCAAGAUUUCUAGCUUCUACUAUUCAAUUCGGGGUCAUUUCAGCUCGGCUCAGCUCAACUUGAUUUUUUUCACACUUUUAGUUAACAAACUCAAGCUCUUUCAAGAUAUCUAGUUCUAGUAUACUCAAUCCAGCUCGAUCAGUUCAACUCGGUUUUUCCACUCUUGACCUUUUAAUUAACAAACUUAAACUUUAAGAUUUCUAGCUCUACUACUCAAUCUACUUCAGUUCGGCUCAGCUCAGCUCAGUUAGGUUUUAUUGUUAGCUCUAUAGUCCAUCCACUACAAUUCGACUCGUCUCGGCUCGAUAUUUACUGCUAUUGAUUGAUCUUUGCCAUUUUUGUCUUCUAAACCUUCACAUUUUCUAGAGAUUAUUAUUACUACUGUAACCAUUUUUAAACACAAUUAAUUUCCACAUUGUCCUUUUGCCAUUUCCUCUUACUACUACUAACCAUAUCUGAAGUAAAUACUAACCCCCGACUUGUAUCUAUAUAUAACAAAGUUAUAAUACUUUCAAGAAUCAACCUUUUUCAUUGACUUCUCUUCACAACCCCAUAUUUUUCUUCAAAACCUAUUAUAAGAUCUGAGUAGAAAACACUAGAAGUGAAAAAGAAAAAAGGGUUUUUUCUCUUUUUUUUUUUUUUUUUUGGGAAUGGAUUUUGUUACACCACAAGGAAAUAAUUUCAGUUCAGGUAACAACAUGGUUCAAGGUACAAACAUGCUACAAGGUACAAAAAUUCAUGCUGAUGGUACUACCAUGAUUGCGUCCUCGGCUCCUCCUUUGAGUCGCUAUGAGAAUCAGAAACGUCGCGAUUGGAACACUUUCUGCCAGUACUUGAGUAACCAGCACCCUCCGCUUUCACUUCCUCACUGCACUAGUGCACAUGUCCUUGAAUUCCUCAGGUACCUAGACCAGUUCGGGAAGACCAAAGUCCACAACCACAAUUGUCCAUUUUUUGGCCUACCAAAUCCACCAGCACCAUGCCCUUGUCCUUUAAGGCAAGCUUGGGGAAGCCUUGAUGCACUAAUUGGUAGGCUUAGAGCUGCUUAUGAAGAACAUGGUGGAAAGCCAGAAAUGAACCCUUUUGGGGCAAGAGCUGUGAGGCUAUUUUUAAGGGAAGUGAGGGAUUUUCAGUCAAAGUCAAGAGGGAUUAGUUAUGAAAAGAAGAGGAAGAAACCAUCAUCAUCAACAAAUAAUAAUAAGCAGAAAAUAGCAGUGACAAUGGCGGCUGAAGGUGUUGAUUGUGGUACAAGUGCAAAUUUCUAUGGACACACAAAUAUUAGUAGUGCUAAUUGAGUGCUAAUGAAGACGGGAGGUUCAGGCCGCGAAAGCAGGCUCUUGCAGAAAUGCAAGAUGAAGUUGUGUAUAUAAGAUCCAAUGUGAUCGACCUGUGUUUCCCCAAAUUUAAAGCGUAUUGCGGGAACUUGAUAGCUCAAUGCAUUAGGUUAUCCUUUUAUUUAAUAAUUGUGUAGUUGAAGUUAAAUCGUAAUGUAGUAUAAGAAAAACUAUGUUAGUCAUAUAGGAGAAUAUGAAACUAGAACAUUUUCCAUGCA
This is a messenger RNA of Lycium ferocissimum, 1992 nucleotides long. RefSeq names its product protein LIGHT-DEPENDENT SHORT HYPOCOTYLS 1-like. Bases 1091 to 1735 code for a protein of 214 amino acids. NCBI's taxonomy places the organism in Eukaryota, Viridiplantae, Streptophyta, Magnoliopsida, Solanales, Solanaceae. The record is from RefSeq and is a predicted model, not a curated record. Gene Ontology annotation, biological process: response to light stimulus; mRNA transcription. Gene Ontology annotation, cellular component: nucleus. The transcript is spliced from 2 exons.